This is a messenger RNA of Acanthocheilonema viteae, 537 nucleotides long. The record is from the annotation of a GenBank genome assembly. Lineage: Eukaryota; Metazoa; Nematoda; Chromadorea; Rhabditida; Onchocercidae.
UUAUGGCACAUAUUCAUGGUGGUGUUCAAUAUGAUGCCUUUAUCAGCUAUUGUCGGCGAUAGAGUAUUAUGCAUGCAUGGUGGUUUAUCACCACAUCUUAAUGAUAUUACAAUGCUUGAAAAUAUUCCUCGACCUAGUAUUGUACCACCAUAUGGACUAAUGUGUGAUACAUUAUGGUCUGAUCCAGAUGAUCGAUAUCCAGGUUGGGCACUUAGCGCACGUGGUAUAUCAUUUACAUUUAGUAGUAAAGUAAUAAAGGAAUUCUGUAAAACGAACAAUAUCGAUUUGAUCGUUCGAGGACAUCAACUUACAGCAGAUAUGUUCAGAGGAGGAUACAAAUAUUUUGCUGGUGGACGUUUGGUAACAAUAUUUUCAGCUCCAAAUUAUUUAAAUAUGAAAAAUGAUUCAUGCGUUUUGCACAUUUCACGGAAGUUUAAAUGCCAUUUUACGGUAUUUCGACCAAUAUUCCCUGGUCCUACUGAAGUGCAAAAUGGUAAAGAUGAAGAGACACGAGCAGCACUAAUUGAUGGAUCUUGA